Molecule: messenger RNA, 327 nt
Organism: Fusarium coffeatum
Lineage: Eukaryota; Fungi; Ascomycota; Sordariomycetes; Hypocreales; Nectriaceae
Exons: 2
Coding region: 1-327 (108 amino acids)
Source: RefSeq, a predicted model, not a curated record
AUGUUUGCUACUCGUCGUCUUCUAUUCUCAACGAGGAUAACAUUCUUUACUCGCGAAACAUGUGGCCUUUGUAGUCAAGCCAAGCAUGUUCUAUCUGAUGUCUGGGAUAAAAGGCCGUUCGACUAUACGGAAGUUGAUGUUGACCUUCCAAAACCCGAGAGCAAGCAAUGGAGAGACAUUUAUGACUUCGACGUGCCUGUAAUACACAUCAGCAAGUCUACAGCCCCAGAGGAGAAUGUUAAGAGUGUGGGCAAGGCUAUUAAACUCAUGCACCGAUUCACAGUCGAGCAAGUCGAAGCUCAAAUGGACAAGGCAGAGAAGGACUGA